This is a messenger RNA of Pyricularia grisea, 1401 nucleotides long. RefSeq lists its product as uncharacterized. Gene Ontology annotation, molecular function: FAD binding. The transcript is spliced from 2 exons. The record is from RefSeq and is a predicted model, not a curated record. NCBI's taxonomy places the organism in Eukaryota, Fungi, Ascomycota, Sordariomycetes, Magnaporthales, Pyriculariaceae. The coding region runs from base 1 to 1401 and encodes 466 amino acids.
AUGACAGCAACCUCAACAAUCACCGACACCAUGCUGUCAUCCCUGAACCCAAACCCCGAAACCCCCAUAGAGCUCCUCCGCCUCGGCUCAGAAGACUACACCACGCACCGACCCAAACUGCUACGGUCCAACAACCCCGAAAACGAGCACAUCCAGCCCGCCGCCAUCGCCCUGCCCCGGACCGCAGAUGAAGUCGCGCGCGUGGUGCGGUGGGCGACGUCGUGCGGGCUGCAGCCCGUGGUCCGCGGGGCCGGCAACGACUUUUUCUCUCGCAGCAUCGCCGACGGCGCGCUCGUCAUCGACAUGCGGCAUAUGAACUGCAUCCAGGUCGACGAGGCAGGGGAGACGGUGCAGGUCGGCGGUGGGGUUGUGGCGCAGGACCUGGUCAAGACGCUUGCGGAGCGUGGGCUCAUGACCCCGAUCGGGAACACGUGGAUCCUUGGCUAUACCGGCUGGGCGAUCAAUGGUGGCUAUGGGCCGUAUACGAACCUCUGCGGGAUGGGUUUUGAGCAGAUCGUCGGGGCGCAGCUGGUCAAUGCCAAGGGUGAAGUGGUCGAUGCCACGGAGGAGAUGCUCGAGGGCGUCAGGGGUAUGCUGGGCCACUUGGGGGUGGUAACGAGCUUGACGGUCAAGACUUACCCCAGAUAUGAUACUUUGUCCGGCCGGCUCAUCUUUGACUCGACCGACCUCCGCAAAACAAUCACCGAAUACCUUAAAACACAGCCAGGCCUCCCCGUACCCAAGGAGCUGACAUACCACCACUUUAUCAUGUUCAACCCGCAGAUGGGCAAGAAAGUCUUUGCCAUCGUGUGGACCUGGGCCGGCGCCGACCUGGAGCAGGGCAAAGCCACACUCCAAGCCUGGAAGGACAAGCUACCGCUCCUCGUCGCCAGCGCGGUGGAGGUCCAAUCGGAAACGCAAAGGCAAGAGAGCAUGCCGUCCUUCAGCGGCGGCAUGGGCAGUCAGCGGUCAGCCUUCCUCGCGCGGCAGCCGACGGGCGAGCCCGAUGACGAGCUGACCGCUCUCCUCCUCGACGGCGCCGAAGCGAUGCCGAUGGGAUACCUUGGGCCCGGCAUUUCGUGGUCCGGGACCGUGGCCAUCGAUCCCGCCCGGACGCCGGCGAACAUGUUUAUCGGGCACGACCACUCGUACUUUUCCUGCUCGUCUGUGGUGUUUGCGGGAAACUACACACAGGAGGUGGACGUCUGGGCCGCUGGGCUGGCGAGGCAGGUCUAUGCGCUGCCGAGGAACGAUGUCCUGCCCGGUGGGUUCCCCGGGACGACGCCGCCGGGGGAGAAGACGGCGGCGCAGGUGUUUGGUGACAAGUGGCCUAGGGCGAGUGAGCUCAAGAGGAGGUACGACCCGGAUAAUGUGUUUUGUCAUGCAAUUCCUAAGAUGUAG